UGACGCUAGGUCGCUUGCUUUUUGCCAGGUCUUUGGCGUCCUCUAGCGCUGUGAGGUUGGGUACGGAGCAAGAUUGGAGUGCUCCAGGCAUCGACUCUUGUGUCGCCGAGCAAUCCUGGGUGAAGCGCAUCGCCGGAAGGGCUCUAAAAGUAGCGUGAGCUCAGCCUCCACGGCCAGCGAGCAGCGCGAGCGUAUUGCGCGUCGCCCCAGGGUGCAAAAACAGCUGCGAACUGCUCAAAUUAUGCUGCGCGCCGCACUACAAACAUCGCGUCGGCCGCUCGCCCGCGCCGCGAGUGGCCGCUGGGCGCCGCGCGCGACGCCGCCCGCGCCCGCGUCGAAGCGCCUCGACGCCAUCGGGCGGGCCAUCUUCGGGACGCUCGAGGGCAACAACGAGCGGAGCGGGAACAAGGUCCUGCGCAAGAAGCUCAAGGGCCCGCUGCUCGCGGACUAUUACUUCGACCAGUCUGGCCAGAGCGUGGACGAAGUGGGCCGAGAAAUCGUCAAGGGCUGGAUGAACGACGUCGAGGCGCGGCGCAAGAGUCAAUUGGAAGUGCUGCGGCGGCGCGGCAAGGGCCCGCCCAAAAAGGGGCAGGGCAAGCGGAGUAAGCGAUGAUGUACGUGUAUCUACAAGUUUACAGGAGAGAGGGAAACGUGAGGGAGAGAAGAGGAGGGGGAAAAGCGUCCGAUCGAUAAAGAGCCCA
This is a messenger RNA of Pelagomonas calceolata, 701 nucleotides long. Lineage: Eukaryota; Pelagophyceae; Pelagomonadales; Pelagomonadaceae. The record is from the annotation of a GenBank genome assembly.